UUGUAGGAGCAGUACAGAGGUAUUCAUACUUCCUCUACCUCAUUUUUCCCAUUCGCGAUGCCGUCAAAUCAAUUCCCCAGUCGCUCCCUGACACGCCCGAGGCAUAAAGCCGGUACCUUCAUCUCCGCCUCCUCCCUCGUCCUACGGGCCGGCCGUGUCCUGACUAUCUUCUCCUCGAUCUUCCUCUUUUUCUCACUUCUCUUCACCGUUCGAUCAACCUCACAAGACGAAGUCUUCUUGGGAGGCUCUGGGAGAUUGACAAAGUAUGCUGGAAUGGUCAGCGAUCGAGUGCGAGGAGGGAAAGGCUGCGUGCCCAUCUCGCAACCUGGCUGGCUAAGCAUCGAUGCAAAGACGGAGCUGCCGGUGUGGAAUACCUUUGAUCAGACAGACAGCGCUUGUGCUACCUCGAGGCUUGUGGCGGAUCUCCAUGCGCACGCCUUCGAUGCCAGCAACGUACUUUCGGGUGCGGAUCAUCUGAAGAACAAGACGGUCCUGAUCAUUAGCGACUUGGAGCCUACCAGACGGCGAUUGAUGGGACUGUGCGAUAUCCUCGGCGGUACACGAGGUGCUGUAGAUGCCGCCCAUCCGUGGGGAAGGGCUCUGAAGCAUCCAGGAAGAGGCGACGGCCUCACAUUGGGGACGUACUGUUACCUGCCCUCGCAAGACCUACUCCUGCAUCAGUUCCCACACGGUGGUCUCACAAGCGCCAGCUCUCUCGAAUUCACAGUCAAGAGUGUUCUUCCGCCCUUCUUGAGCUCGCUUGCCUCUCAGUCACCCUUGGAAACGUCUCCGCUCAUCCCGCCGCCACGUAAAUCGGCCUUGCCCGACCUGACAGUCUGGUCCUCGUACGAGGCUGACGUGCGCGGCUGGAUCAGAGCGGACGCUGCGCAACCAGCUGCCGCGAACGCUAUCGAUGCCGGAGGCGUCAAGCUCGCUGCCGAGAGGCUGAACAGGUGGAGGGAGUCGAAUGUGCGUAUUCUCAAGGCGCUGGACGGUGUUCUCUCCUCGCUGGGCAAUUCAAGGAAUAAAGGCAGGGCGCUGUGGCAGAGUGGAGGUUACGGGGAUGUGGAUAUCGACCGCCUUGCCAGUAGUGGCAGCAGUAGCGACAUCCAGCCGCUCCCAGCGCUAUCAGCCGCUCUUCACUCCCUUCUGCAGCAGUCAGGCACUACCCUAGCCCGUCUCUCCUCCUUCCACGGAGAACUCGAGUGGAAGCGCAUCUCCGAGCAAUUGAGCUUCCCUGCUUCUGGCCCAGCUGCAACACUCAGCGAGGGACCAGCAGCAGCUGCACCGGGAGCCGGAGCCGGAGCUGCUGAUACGGAAGCGUUACAACUUGCUCGUGUGACGAGCGAGAGGCGAAAGAGGGAGAGCGCUCUAUGGGGCGAAAUGAUCUUGGGAGCUCUGAAGGGCUGAGGGGCGCUGGUCCAGAGAGAGAAAGAGGGGAAGAGAGUCAUAAUGCGGGACCAUAUGUCUCUCAGCAUAACAGCAUCGAUAGGAGGACAGCACAGUCCAGCGCAGCUGCCACACAAAACAACAUUUCCGCUCAUAACAUCACUACCAAAGCAUCCUGUAAGCAUCGGAGAGCCUCAUCUAUGGUAUUCCAUGACCUACCCAAGCUCACUUCUCUGCAACAAUUGGGCUGACCAGAGUGCCGACGCCGUGACUGAUCUCCACACGGAACUCAUCGCCGUCCUUCAUCGUUGUCCUCGGGCUCAUGCUCCAGCCUACACCUGCGGG
Molecule: messenger RNA, 1734 nt
Organism: Microstroma glucosiphilum
Lineage: Eukaryota; Fungi; Basidiomycota; Exobasidiomycetes; Microstromatales; Microstromataceae
Exons: 2
Coding region: 274-1410 (378 amino acids)
Source: RefSeq, a predicted model, not a curated record